Messenger RNA from Sycon ciliatum, 1194 nucleotides. RefSeq lists its product as uncharacterized. The coding region runs from base 1 to 1194 and encodes 397 amino acids. Gene Ontology annotation, biological process: DNA integration. The transcript has a single exon. The record is from RefSeq and is a predicted model, not a curated record. NCBI's taxonomy places the organism in Eukaryota, Metazoa, Porifera, Calcarea, Leucosolenida, Sycettidae. Gene Ontology annotation, molecular function: nucleic acid binding.
AUGUCGGAAGGUACGAGGCAGCCACUGAUACUGCCGUAUCGGCAUCCAGUAUCUGACCUCAUCAUUGCCAAUGAGGAUCGCAAAGCCCACCAUGCCGUCGGCACGAAUCAUCUGUGGGCCAACCUGACAACUUCGUAUUGGCUGAUCAAAGGCAAACAAGCGAUCAAAUCGCAUCGCCUACGAUGUAAUAGCUGCAUUCGGCAGUGGAGGAAGCCUGCAGACCAGCUCAUGGGCCAACUUCCUGCCGCUCGAGUUGCUAUGACGAAGCAGGCCUUCCAGCAUGUUGGAGUGGACUUCGCAGGCCCAUUCCUAACCCGUCAAGGUCGUGGACGCUCACAAUUGAAGCGCUAUCUCUGCCUCUUCACAUGUCAGGAGACACGAGCAUGCCAUUUAGAGAUGGCCUAUGACCUCUCCACUGAAGGCUUCCUGAUGUGUUUUGACCGAUUUUGUAAGCGCCGCGGAACACCACGUCUGGUAGUGUCAGACAACGGCAGAAACUUUGUGGGUGCAGAACGUGAGCUGCGUGAUGCCCUUGAAGCUAUUGACCGAGGUCAAGUGGUCACCCGUACAGCGACACAGCACACGUCGUGGACGUUCAACCCGCCCCGGGCACCACACCAUGGCGGCUUCUUCGAAGCGCUUGUCCGGUCAGCCAAGCGAGCAGUGUUUGCUAUACUGCAUUCUGCUAACUUCACUGAUGAAGAACUGCAAACUGCCUUUGUUCAGGCAGAGGCCCUGUUAAACAGCCGGCCACUGACUACAGUUGGAUCAGAUGCUGAUGAUCUCGCCCCGUUAACACCUCAGCAGUUCCUCAUUGGCCACAUUCAGGUGGAAACGGCCAUAGAAGCGGCACAAGCUUCUAUGACACCCGCACACCCGCAGAGACGGUGGAAAGCUGUGCAGGUUGCUGUGGACCACAUCUGGCAACGCUGGCUGAAGGAAUUUGUGCCUACGCUUAAUAUCCGACAACGUUGGAGAACGCGCAGUCGCAACAUAACGGUUGGUGACAUGGUAUUGUACAUGGCACAGGACACGCCCCGUGGAAUGUGGCCUCUCGGCAAAGUGGUGGGCGUUUUCCCCGGAGCAGACGGUCUCGUGCGUGUGGUGGACAUCCUCGUCAAAGGCAAAACGUAUCGGCGUCCGACCAACUUGCUGGUUCCACUUGAGGUAGAGCCGGAGGUGCCUGCCAAGUGA